This is a messenger RNA of Cavia porcellus (domestic guinea pig), 3073 nucleotides long. RefSeq names its product zinc finger DHHC-type palmitoyltransferase 18 (gene Zdhhc18). Lineage: Eukaryota; Metazoa; Chordata; Mammalia; Rodentia; Caviidae. The coding region runs from base 114 to 1280 and encodes 388 amino acids. The transcript is spliced from 8 exons. Gene Ontology annotation, molecular function: protein-cysteine S-palmitoyltransferase activity. Gene Ontology annotation, biological process: protein targeting to membrane; peptidyl-L-cysteine S-palmitoylation. Gene Ontology annotation, cellular component: Golgi apparatus; endoplasmic reticulum. The record is from RefSeq and is a predicted model, not a curated record.
ACCCAGCCAGCCGGAGAGCGAGCGCCGUUCGCCGCCACCUCUGCUGCUCGGCCCGGUCCCGGAGCGGCCCGGCCGGCCCGCGGGGCACAGCGCCGAGGCCCGCGGCCGGCUGCAUGAAGGACUGCGAGUACCAGCAGAUCAGCCCCGGGGCCGCCCCGCCUCUCGCCUCCCCCGGGGCACGCCGCCCCGACCCCGGCCCCAGCUCCGCCGCGCCCCUCGCCUCGGGCCCCGGGCCCGCGCCCUCCGCGCCGCGCUGGAGCGGGAGCGGCAGCGGCAGCGGCAGCGGCAGCGGGAGCCUGGGCCGCCGGCCGCGGCGCAAGUGGGAGGUGUUCCCGGGCCGCAACCGCUUCUACUGCGGCGGCCGCCUCAUGCUGGCCGGUCACGGCGGUGUCUUCGCGCUCACGCUGCUUCUCAUCCUCAGCACCACCAUCCUCUUCUUCGUCUUUGACUGUCCUUACCUGGCCAACAAGCUGACCCUCGCCAUUCCCAUCAUUGCUGCUGUCCUCUUCUUCUUUGUCAUGAGCUGCCUGCUGCAGACGAGUUUCACGGACCCUGGGAUCCUGCCUCGGGCUACACUCUGUGAAGCAGCUGCCCUGGAGAAACAGAUCGACAACACAGGAAGUUCCACAUACCGGCCACCCCCUAGAACAAAGGAGGUAAUGAUCAACGGGCAGAUGGUAAAGUUAAAGUACUGCUUCACCUGCAAGAUGUUUCGGCCACCCCGGACCUCACAUUGCAGCGUCUGUGACAACUGUGUGGAACGCUUUGACCAUCACUGUCCCUGGGUGGGCAACUGUGUGGGGAGGCGGAACUACCGCUUCUUCUACGCGUUCAUCCUCUCCCUCUCCUUCCUUACGGCCUUCAUCUUUGCCUGUGUGGUCACCCACCUGACACUGCGCUCUCAGGGAAGCACCUUCCUCUCUACUCUAAAGGAGACACCAGCAAGUGUGCUGGAGUUGGUGAUAUGCUUCUUCUCCAUCUGGUCCAUCCUGGGCCUCUCAGGGUUUCACACUUACCUCGUCGCUUCCAACCUGACAACUAAUGAAGAUAUCAAAGGCUCAUGGUCCAGCAAGAGGGGAGGUGAAGCCUCUGUCAACCCCUACAGCCAUAAAAGUAUUAUCACCAACUGCUGUGCUGUGCUCUGUGGCCCUUUACCUCCCAGUCUCAUUGAUCGGAGAGGAUUUGUGCAGUCUGACACCGUGUUGCCCUCGCCCAUCAGAAGCGAUGAACCAGCCUGUGAAGCCAAGCCAGAUGCCAGCCUGGUAGGAGGCCACCCCUGAGUGCGGCCCAGUGCUUGCCACCUGCUGGCCUGUCUGCCCCUCUGAACUCACCUGCCGUCCUCCACGCCUGCUGGGACCCUCCCCAGUCCAUCCCAGGGAGGCAAGGCUGCCAAAGACUGAAAUCUUCGUAUUUAUUUCCCUCCCUGCGUGGCUUUCCCUGAAUGGUUCCAUGGCUGUACCCUCUGUGCCCCACACCCAGGUUCCCACAGCCUUGGGUCCUAGGUCCCUCUGGGCACUCAUCAGAGGCAGAAGGGACAGGACAGCCAGAGCCUCUGGAGGCCACCAAGGGGACAUGCCAAGUGUCUGCCUGUGCCAGGGUGAGCCCUGUGUGCGUGAGGGUACGACCUGAGUGCCAGGCCUCCUGCUGGGGCAACAUCUGGGUCUUGCUGACCCAGAGGUGUCAGUGAGAUAGAACUGCUCAGCUGGCUGUGGACCACAGGCCCAGGAGAGAAGUCUCGAGGCUGCUUUGGCUUGCGAGUAUCUGCUUUCUCUCUGUAAUGAUCAUUGUUCUUUCUUCUGUUGGGUUUUUUUGAUGGGUUUGAGGGUUUUGUAUGAAGUUGGCCAGCAGGACAGACAGAGCUAGGUUAGGGGGCACAGCUUGGGUCUGAGGAAGGCAAAGCAGCCAGCCAGGCAUCCAGAACCUCCGCUCCCAGGGUCCCAAGCAGCACAGUGGGAAGGGGCCUCACCCACCUCUGCCCAUGGAGGCUCCACAAAGGAUCCUGGCCUGUUCCUUCUCUCUGAGCAUGGGCAAGUUAUGCUCCUGCUGGCAAUACUUGAAACGGGUUUAUUAAUGCUGGGUAUUUUGCACAAUUUUAUAGACCUCUUUUUUACAUAACCUUUUUUAAAAAGGAACAAGAAGUCUCAAGAAAUAUAAAUAUCAAAAAGAAAAAAAAAAGGAACAAGAAGUUAGCCAUGUCGCUGUGUGUGUAAUGCCAGGCGGGGGUUAUCCGAAGGCUAGUUGGAUAUACUAAGUUUAUUACAAGACACUUUCUGGCUGUGAGUGUUCGGUGUGUGUUUGUUCACGUGUGUCCCUGUAUGAACGUGGCUGGCUCCCACUUCCCCUGGGCUGCCCCCUUCCACCAUCACUGUUGGGGUCAGGAAUAGCCUGAGCCAUGGAGACAGGGAACAUGUACAUUAGUCAUAAGACACCCUGGGGCUCCCAUUAGGGCUCAGUCCCCCAUCCUCUUAUCUUUCCUUCCUCCAUGGACCUCAGAUAGCCAGUAGCCGGGGACUCUGUCACCACCUUCUGCCACCCAGCCCCCAGGUUAGGCUUCCAGCAGGGACCUGCCCAGACAGGCAGAGGCGGGGAGUGGUGGGAGGAGUGAUGGCACUGGGGAGCGGCUGCUGUCCUACAAGCCACAACCACCCCCAGCCCCCGACUCUGAGCUCUGAGCGUGACCCAGUGCCGGGGUCUAAAGGACAGUGUUUCUGGCAACUGAGGGGUUUCACCAAAGUCAGAGGAAGGAAGCUGAGGGGCAGCCAGAGGCAAGUGAAGGUCCGCUCGCAGCUGGGAGCUGUUCUAUCUUAUCUAAAUGGAGCCUUCUCCAUCUAACCCCUCUUGGAACUUCAGGUGGGCUGAAAGGGACAUAGGACAACGAUGAGUCUCACCCUUUCUUGCUCCAGAGACCACUGGGUCCCCAGGGAGAAAGAGCUCCACCCCGCCUCAGAGCCCUGAGCCAUCCUUGGUGCCCUGGGAGCUGGGGAGGAAGCUAGCUAGGGGGCCCCCACCUACCUUUUAUUUAAGCCAGUGCUCUUUGAUCCUGCUUGUAAUAAAACUUUUGUUUUUAAGUGUU